This is a messenger RNA of Morchella sextelata, 336 nucleotides long. RefSeq lists its product as uncharacterized. Lineage: Eukaryota; Fungi; Ascomycota; Pezizomycetes; Pezizales; Morchellaceae. The record is from RefSeq and is a predicted model, not a curated record. The transcript has a single exon. Bases 1 to 336 code for a protein of 111 amino acids.
AUGGCUCUAAGAGGAAGACAACCAGCAGUUUUUAGAUAUAACAUAAUCGCAGAAAUGAGGCAGGUGCUGCAGCUUACUGAGAAGAAUGCCCUCUACAGGGCUCUGCAUACUGACCUGGAGGAAGAGAUAAUUAGGCUAGAGUGGGUUAGCAAGCUAACGUCUGGAGAGGAUUCAUAUAAUCAUUUAGUUACCUACCCAAUCGACUAUAGAACUAUUAGGGCCUUGAAGCCUACAUUCAUACGGAAGGCUUCGAGGAACUCUCAGAGAAUAGUAGCAGCCCUCAAUGUUCUUAUCGUUGAUCAAACCCAGAAGUCCAGUAGAAUACACACCGUAUAG